Triticum dicoccoides is the source of this 3368-nucleotide messenger RNA. RefSeq lists its product as uncharacterized. The transcript is spliced from 3 exons. Lineage: Eukaryota; Viridiplantae; Streptophyta; Magnoliopsida; Poales; Poaceae. The record is from RefSeq and is a predicted model, not a curated record. Gene Ontology annotation, biological process: telomere maintenance; DNA repair. The coding region runs from base 1390 to 2820 and encodes 476 amino acids. Gene Ontology annotation, molecular function: DNA helicase activity.
UUGGUGUUGAGAAUAUUAAUUCAUUAAUAUCCGCUGAAAUACCUGAUGCAUUGCUUGAUCCUUUAGGAUAUGCUUUAGUUUCCGAGUUUAUGAUGCAUGGUCCCUGUGGGGAAAUGAAUGAUAAAUGCGUCUGCAUGAAAAAGGGUGUUUGUUCUAAAUUUUUCCCAAAGGAUUUUAGAGAUACUACUGUCGUUGAUGACAAUGGGUUUGUCUUAUAUCGACGUCGUGACGACGGUCGAAGGGUAUACAAAAAUGGUCAUUACCCGGACAAUAGGCAUGUUGUUCCUUACAAUAUGGCAAUGCUCAAGAAAUUUCAGGGCCAUAUAAAUGUAGAGUGGUGUAAUAAAACUCAGGUUAUGAAAUACCUCUUCAAGUAUGUCACUAAAGGUGCUGAUUAUUCUAAGGUCAUGUUAGAAAGGUUAAACAAAUUGACUACAACUGGGUGUCGUACGGUAGAUGAGGUUCAGGAGUAUUUGAUAUGUUGGUACAUAUGUGAGUAUGAUGCACUGUGGCGCAUAUUUGGGUUUGAGAUACACUUUAAAAUACCGUCGGUUCAAAGGUUGACUGUUCAUAUGCCUGGUAUGAAUAAUAUCUGCUAUCGUACUGGUGCUGACCUCACGAAAAUUGUUGGUUCUGACUUCUUGCAAAAGACUAUGCUUACCGAAUGGUUUGUUGCGAAUGAUUUGUUCGAAGAUGCCUGGUCAUUGACUUACUAUGAUUUUCCAUCUGCUUGGACCUGGGAUGCUAAAAGUAGAUCAUGGCAUCCAAGGGGUAGGGGUGAAAAGAUUGGUCGCGUAUAUUAUGUGCAUCCUUUGAGUGGUGAGUUGUAUUACUUACGCAUGCUUUUGAUGAUUGUUAAGGGGGCUAGGCCUUUCGAAUGUCUCCGUACAUAUGCUGGUCGUCUUUAUCACACCUUUAAAGAGGCUUGUGCCGCACGUGGUUUACUAGGGGAUGAUAGUGAGUGGUACACAACGUUUGAUGAGGCGGUUGUCUGGGGGUUUGGGCAUCGCCUUAGGGAGCUGUUUGUGACUAUGCUCAUGCACUGUUCUAUCAGGGAUGAGCUUGGUUUUUUUGAGCGGUACUGCAGUGGCAUGUACGAUGAUAUCCAACAUAGGCUGCGCCGUGCCUAGGUAAUCCAAACUAUGUUGUUCCUCCUGAGAGACUGAGGAAUCUGCUUCUUGAUGAGCUGGCCGAUGUUUUUUUGAAGCAUGGAUUUGAUAUAAAUUUUUUUAACUUGUCGUCCCGUUCCGGUGAAGGUGAACAUUCCGAUGAUAAUCGUCUCAUCCGUGAUGAAUUAUGUUAUGAUGAACCUGCUUUGGCUACACAAUCCUUAGUCAUGUUUGAUAGUUUAAACGAGGACCAACUGGUUGCUUACAAGACGAUUGUACAAUGUGUUCAGUCGGGGGAGCCGGGCUUUUUUUUGUCUCUGGGUACGGUGGUACUGGAAAGACUUACCUAUGGAGUGCAAUCUGUGCUUUCCUUAGGGGUGAGAGGAAGAUAGUGCUAACUGUUGCAUUGUCAACAAUUGCAUCGCUGUUACUGCCUGGUGGGAGGACUGCCCAUUCUCGCUUUAAAAUACCCAUUCUCCUUGAAGAUAAUACGCAGUGUGAUAGUAAAAGAGGUUCUAAGCUUUGUAAGUUAAUGAUGGUAGCUUCGCUUGUUAUUUGGGACGAGGCGCUUAUGACACACAGGAAGUGCUUUGAGGCUGUAGAUAGAACAUUGCGUGAUGUCCUCUCUGUGGGUAAUCCAGACCUUGCGGAUGUUCCGUUUGGUGGGAUAGUGAUGGUCUUGGGUGGUGACCUUAGACAAAUCUUACUGGUCGUUGAGGGAGGUACUAGACCUCAGAUUGUUGAUGCGGCGAUCACAAAUUCCCCGCUGUGGCGCUCUGUUAAGAAGUUGUCACUCUCUGUUAACAUGCGCUUGUCUGUUCAUGGUGUGGAUAGUCAGGCACAGCAGGAUGUUGCCUUAUUUAGCAAAUGGGUUCUUGAUCUUGGUGAAGGAAAGUUGCCUGUUACAAGGCGAGGCGAUGAUGUUGAGGCUUCUUGGAUACAAAUUCUGGACGACCUAUUGGUUUGUACAGAUGGUGAUCCAAUAUCUGCUAUUGUUUCUUCUGUUUACGGUGAUUUCUCUCAAAACUACAUGAUCUCUGGAUACUUGCAAGAAAGAGCCAUUUUAGCACCCACCAAUGACCAUGCUGAUGAUAUUAAUGAUCAUGUUCUUAAGUUGGUUCCUACUGAUAGCAGAGACUAUCUGAGCGCUGAUUCAAUUGACGACUCUGUAGAUUCUGUUAGGGACAAGGAUAUUUACUAUCCAAUUGAGUACUUGAAUUCAACUAAGAUUAUAAAUUUCCCAAACCAUAGGUUGACUCUUAAGGUUGGUUUUCCGAUUAUGCUUCUUAGAAACCUUAGCCAGGCAAAUGGUUUAUGUAACGAUACACGCCUAAUUGUGAAAGAAUUGGGUGAUCGGCUUAUCGAGGCUGUUAUUAUGACUGGCUCGCAUGUGGGCGAUACCAUUUAUAUCCCUAGGAUUGAGUUAUUAGCAAAGAAGGGUAACGCACCCUUCGUGCUUAGGCAUCGCCAGUUUCCUGUUCGUGUGUGCUAUGCCAUGACAAUCAACAAGAGCCAAGGACAGACCCUGUCUGCUGUUGGUAUAUAUCUUAAGGGUCCUGUUUUUACGCACGGCCAGCUGUAUGUGGCGGUUUCUCGUGUUACUUUGAGAGCUUCUUUGAAAAUCCUUAUAUUAGAUGCUGAUGGUAAGUGUGGAUCUAAGACUAAGAACAUUGUUUCCCCUGAGGUCUUCCGGGCCGCGGGGAUGGCCUAGGUUUGUGUUUGAUGGCAAUCUCCAUUUUUUUUGGUCGUUGGCACAUGCUUUUGGGAAUUAUCUAAUGUUUUGGUAGAUGACUUUUGUGUUACGCUUGUUACAUAUGUGGUCCUAUGCGAUGUGGGUUAUAUUCUGGGUUGUACUACCAUUGUCUAUAUUUGUGGUUUGCCUUAUGUCGUCCGAACUUACUUAGUUUAACGGUAGUGCUAUAUUUUGGUGAUGACCCCUGUGUUGUAGAUGGCGAUGGCUGGUUUGCAGGGUCUUGUUGUGGGGAACAGAAACCCGACAGUCCGUGUGUAUGUCUCGCGACACUGGCAUCAUCGUGGGACCACUGAUAAUGGUCCUAUCAAACACACUGACAUGGUCCUUCUGGAUACCCGGGGCAACCACAUCUAUGCUGAGAUCGGUGAGAAUCUUGUGACCAAGUUUAUGGGUUCAAUAGGUUCACCACGGCCAGUCCUAAUACCAACCCAGAGGCUCAGUUUCCAUUCUGCACCUACUCACUCACUGAACUGUCACGCCUGCCUGCCCCUCUCGAUGCACCUGAA